AUGGCGGAUGACAGCCUUCUCGACAAGGUCCACGCCUUGAGUGACCUCGAGCUGGCCUUGCUUCUCUGUCUCAUCAGUCGCGAACAUUGCCUCGUGAGCACCCCGUCGGAUGCCAUCGACGACCUCAUACAAGAGCUCCAACUGGUAGCCACCAAGACCUUUGGCCUCAGCUGGGUCGUCGUCAAUUGCACUCCCUCCACUACGCUCGAAGAUUUCGCCGCCGCUCUCAUCAUCGGCCACCAACCCUCCUCCGGCCGCUCUACCUCGCCCUCGCGCAACCACCCAGACUCGUACUUUACGUCACGGCCAUCCUCGUCGCAUCCACGCACACCACUUAGUCCACUGUCACCAGGUGGCGGCGCCUUUUCCUCGCGAAUAGCCAACGUCAUCCUCGCCAAGAACCUCGACCGAGCACCUCAGGCAGUCCAGAUCCAAGCUCUAGAGCUCCUGCGUACACGCCGCAUCUUCACUCGAACGUCUGUCCAGACGGCUCCGAAGCAGUUUGUGUUUAUACCAGUGUUGCAGGCAGCCAGUGGUGGAGAGGCUCGUGUAACAGCGCACCUCAACGACUUUUUGUACAUCGCAUAUUGGCAUGAUCCAGAAGACGGAUUUGUCAACCUCGAUGAGGCGGAUGUUGAUGAUGCAGACACAGCAUCAACGCAAAGUGUACUGACCGUAAAACAGGAGAUCAGCCACUUGGGAACACUGAGCCAAGAGGCCAAGGUUGAUAUCGAAGUCACCCGCUACCAGAUGAACAUCGUCUCAUUCCUCCGUAUGCAUCGAGCCGUUGCUGGAGGCAUCAGCCCGACGGCCACCAAGCACUUUGGUCAGCUUAUGCGCUGCCUAGCCGCCCUGCAUCGUCUGGACUUUGUUACUCCCGCACUUGUUGGCCUCGCUGCUCACAAGAUCUAUCUACAUCGUAUCCAACUGACGCUUCCUGAAAAGGAGAGAAGUAUGCAAUGGGGCAGCAAGGUGGAAGCCGUAGAAGCCCUCUUAGAAGACAUUGGCCCAGAAGAUGUCGUCGAAGAUGUGCUUGGCAUGGUGACCGCGCCGCUCUGA
This is a messenger RNA of Fusarium vanettenii 77-13-4, 1059 nucleotides long. RefSeq lists its product as uncharacterized. Lineage: Eukaryota; Fungi; Ascomycota; Sordariomycetes; Hypocreales; Nectriaceae. The transcript is spliced from 2 exons. The coding region runs from base 1 to 1059 and encodes 352 amino acids. The record is from RefSeq and is a predicted model, not a curated record.